This is a messenger RNA of Venustampulla echinocandica, 1335 nucleotides long. Its product is annotated as Zn2 DNA-binding protein. The coding region runs from base 1 to 1335 and encodes 444 amino acids. Gene Ontology annotation, biological process: positive regulation of transcription by RNA polymerase II. Gene Ontology annotation, cellular component: nucleus. The record is from RefSeq and is a predicted model, not a curated record. NCBI's taxonomy places the organism in Eukaryota, Fungi, Ascomycota, Leotiomycetes, Helotiales, Pleuroascaceae. The transcript has a single exon. Gene Ontology annotation, molecular function: DNA-binding transcription factor activity, RNA polymerase II-specific; zinc ion binding; transcription cis-regulatory region binding.
AUGCCGCCGCGCAUCCGCACCGUUGAGGGAUCUUGCUGGUCCUGCAAAGAGCGCCGAGUUAUCUGCGAUCUCACCCUGCCCGCUUGCGUCAAAUGCACCAAGACUGGGCGCCGCUGUGACUAUGGUGCCCUCCGUCUAAAAUGGACAGACUGUGUAGCGUCCAGAGGCCGGUUUGCUGGGCAGAAGGUCCCACUCUAUCAGAAGCCGACACUGCAACGGAACAGUGAUCACUAUCUGAUGUACUUCGAGAACGAACUUCUCCCACGUUUCAACUUAACAAAUACUGUGCCAACCAUUGAUCUGAAGCUCCUGGAGAAGGACCCAGUCUUGUUCGAAAGCGCCAUCGCCGUCGCUAAUGCCCAUGCCGCCUACCGAAGUGUUGAUGGGAAAGCCCUCGUCUUGCAAAAGAUACAGAGCCGGAACCGCGCAUUACGCGUCUUCCGGGAGCAAUUGAUGACCGCGCAUUCCGACGAAGUUACAAGCAGUUUGUUUAUUGCAAAUGUAUUACUGUGUAUCCUCGACGGCAUUAUCGAACCCGUUUCAACCUCCGCAACACACCACCAUCUUGUCGGAGGAAAGGCCAUUCUUAAGCUAUGGGCGGGGGCGCGCAGCGUGUUUGAGUUGAAGCAGGAGCUCCCGGUUUUGAUGCUGUCAAUAUUUGCCACAAUGGACCUCACCCACUCCCUACUAAUCGGCGACUCGCCAUAUUUCGAACCAUCGUCUUGGGCUGAAUUCGGAAAUAGCGAAUCAUGGUGGGGAAACGUCAAGCCGAAUAAUCCUUUCAUUGAAACAAUGGCCAUUAUGGCACGGCUGGCGAAUCUUGGCGCUGGGGUUCGAACCUGCAAAGACAUUGUCGAGAUAGACACACUGGCGUCUAUUCAAUCGUCUCUAGAUCAACAGGCAGCCGAUCAACAUGCCACCAGUACCACUACAGAUUCUGUGGCGUGGGCAGCGUUUUGCUCGGCAUACCGCUUUAGCGCUUCAUUGUAUCUAUACCGAGCUCUGAGUAGUCUCGAUGUCGACCAUCCUUUGGUCCAGCAAGCUGUGACAAGCGGUAUAGGGGUCAUCGGUGGGACAGGCCUCACUGAUAAACUUCACCACUGCAUUUUAUUCCCGAUGUUGGUCAUCGGAUCCCAUUGCGUGAUUCCCGAACAGAGGGGUGCCAUUCGAAAAAGCCUUGAGAAAACAUCGGUAUAUCUAUCAUUCGAGGCUCUCAGAUCCCUCGAAUCGUUCCUUGAACGGCGAUGGUUGACACUUGACAACUCCGCGGAAGUCAGAAAGCAGUCGUGGUGGGAAUAUUUUGAUGAAAUUGCAGGCGUCAGCUGCUUGUUCUGA